Messenger RNA from Diuraphis noxia (Russian wheat aphid), 485 nucleotides. RefSeq lists its product as uncharacterized. The record is from RefSeq and is a predicted model, not a curated record. Lineage: Eukaryota; Metazoa; Arthropoda; Insecta; Hemiptera; Aphididae.
UGGAAAUGAUAGAAGGUAGACUUGAAAAUAUUCCAUCACAUGGCGUAUCCACUUUUAACAAUAACAAUAAUGGUGAUCAAUCAUCUUUAAUUGAUAAAGAUUUCAAUAUUCCUCUUGACAAYAUAAUCGAUCUUGAAAUAUUUGAAGACAAAAUUUCUGACAAUAAAGAAUUCCGUAAUAAAUUGGUAAAUGAACUUUCAUACAUAGGCGGUAAGCAUGUUAAAGCAAUGGUCAAACGGGUGAUGGGAAAAUUGUUUAAAGAUGAAUUAUUAAAAGAUUUCUCUUACACUGGUAAGAAAGGCAAAAAAAAAUUCUGUUGCUUGGGUUGCUGUUCUGUGAUUUUUGAUGCUGUCAAAAAGCAAAAUAAAUUUAAACAUUCAUCUCAAAAUGAAAUGGAGGAUAUCAUCAAAUAUGUCCUUGCUCAAGCCCCAUUUAAUUUAAAAAGAAUUUCGGACAAGAAUUUUUCUACUUAAUUAUUAUUAUUA